This is a messenger RNA of Pocillopora meandrina, 11424 nucleotides long. The record is from the annotation of a GenBank genome assembly. NCBI's taxonomy places the organism in Eukaryota, Metazoa, Cnidaria, Anthozoa, Scleractinia, Pocilloporidae.
GACAUAAUUAUCCAGGUGUGAAAUUAUACUAACUUAGAUAGCAUGUCUUAGUGCAGUUAAAUCUGCAUCACAAAACAAUAAUAGUCAGUCGAUUCCAGUCGACCUUGGUUAUGGUGCUAUUUCAGCUUCUCUACCCAAGACAACGAGCGCCGAUUCUUGGUGAACGUGCCUUUUAGCUGUGGCAAUUGAUUUGAGAGUAACAGUAGACCCCAUGAAUGCGAGAAUCAUCAUAGCUACAGUAGGGGCACUUAUUAUCACUGGAACGUUGACAGAAUGUUUAGACCAAGAUGAACACAACAUAGCAGGGUGCCUACGAGCCUGCGGCUGGGACGAGCAGAAAUCUUUGACCAAGAGAGCUCGGGUAAGUUGUCUCUUUCUCUUCCAUUUACAUCGAAAUUUCCAUGUUAUGGUGAAAUCGGCCGUUAGCUGAGAACGUAGCGUUUUGAAAGUAUAGAGGUUUUAAUCGCAAAAUUCACUUGAAGCGUUCAAGGCAGAGUUGCGGCUGCCGCGAAUUUCUGAUAUUUGUAUACAAACAAAAAAAUUGACAAAGUAAAUUCUGUGCAUGUGAUAUUUGACGACAAUUACCGUUAAUGAUACCAAAACAUCCAGGAGUAUUGCCUUGAAGAAUUCGACUGCAGAGAUCAACCGAAGAAAAUUUCGUACCGAAGGCCUUUGCUUUAUCCAGCUCAAAGUGCGGUUAAAAAGAAAUGUCAUCAAUUUCACCAAUUUCACCAAUUUCUGAAUUAGUUUGCCAGAUAUGAUAGUGCAAACAGAAAUGGAGCUAAUAAUCUUCCAUGCAAAUUCGGUAAUAAAGAUUUAACAUGGUUUGCUUGAUCAUACAUAUUAUAGGUCAAUGAAGUUAAUGUAGCAUCAAAUGAUUGAUGCUUUAAUGCACGAUCACGUCGUAUUGAGUUUUUCAAUCCCUUUUUGUGCUUUGGCCAGAUGAUUUUACUCUGAAAUACCUCUCUUUUCGCUUUGUCACAUGGAGCACUAUUUUCGUUGAGUGAUUGCUUCAAUUUAGAAAAUAUAUUAUCCCAAACAGGGAAUAUAAUUUGCUCAAGUCAUACUGAUUUGCGAAGCACUGAGGUAUAUUCAAUUAGCAGUCGAACAAACUUAACCCUGUUGGACGUGAAAUCAAGAUGUGAACAUGAAUUUAUCCUGUCUCUCGCUCCUUCGAGUUUUCUUUUGAGUUGGCCCAAAAACUUCAGUACCUCAGAAAUUGUUGCAUCAACAAUGUUUGCAAAUUAGCGACAAUGUUUUAUUCGUGUUCUUUCGUGCAUUUAUAGUUGUCAUCGACUUUUGUUUACCGCAGAGUAUGUUUAUCAUAGUACGUUUAGUUUCUAGUUUGCCCUCGAGACAAUUAUGAGCCUAUUGUGAAAUUUUACUAAACUUGAAAAUACAGCAAGGCUAAGGAAUUGCGAAACGAAGUUUGCCGCGUAACCCAUUUUCAUGAAGUUAGCAAUACUGAAAUAGCGUUCAGUGUCGGGGUCUUAGGAUAGAUUGUUUACAAUCAGGACAAGAAUUCCAGAAUUAGGGAUCAUUUACAUUAAAGGAAGCAAACCGGAAUUUUUAAGAUCUUACUGUUUGUUUGCAUGGGAAAGACAGAAAACGAAAGAGAAUAAAUUAACGUUUGAACAUAAAAUUUCCUCCUACAUGGCAUUGUUUUGUUCCCUCCAUGCCAUUAGCUUGGAAAACAUCCUACACCUGUGAAAAUUGCUGGGAAUGGCUGAAUUUAGGAAGUGUGUUAUAAAACUUUCUUUACUUCACUUUUCUUGAUUAUUAUUAGAAUUCACGUUGAAAUUUAAAGAAAAAGAAAAUAAUUACGAUAUCAUAAAUAAAAACAUUGCCAGGCGAUAAACACCGAGAAAGUCUACCGAAAUCAAUAUAUUGCGGUUAUCAACAAUACAUUAGGUUUGGACCAGAGACUUAAACGAUUCCGGUUCAAGCCAAUUUUCGCAGGUUCUGGCAUGGCACGCACAAAGGAAAAUUUGUCGUACACCAGGACAGACAAGUUUCGAUCAUGUGCAUUCUUCGUGACUGUCACGCGAUCUGGGGUUCGAAAACAAAUGUGUUGAGCCAACAAGAGUUUGUUAUCUUGCUAUCUGUAUUAACUUUUGCGUGUUAAUGAAUUGUAUUUUCAGUCUUUUGUCUACUGUUCAUUAAAAUAUAUUUUUUUUCACCUCGGGCUGCCUCGAGUAAGAAUGAUAAUGAUAACCACUCGUUAAGAACAAAGAAGAGAGAAUUUUAACAACGUGUGGAACGUGACAGGUAAAUAAUUGUGGUCGACCACAUCCAAUGAUUUUCUUUAUCAGUCGAUUCUUUUCUAUACAAUUAAAAGUUAACAUAUUCAAAAGCAGUCAUUUCUUUAUCUCAUUUAAUAUGCGUUAAAACCAUGAGUAUGAGGUCUACUUCGUAAAUUUUGAUUACAAAAGUAUAACUUGUUUUCGUUUAUCCACAAGUUAUGGGAAUUGCUUCUUCGAUAGAAUGAACGAACCACAAAGAUUAGUGCUCCAACAGGUCAUAGAUCUGAAAUAAAUGUAGGCCCCAUUCACACCAGCAAAACAUGUUUUCCACUCUCCCUAAGUAGUGGUUAACCCUCACUUCAAUAAGUGGUUGAGAUCUAACCUCUCGUUACCUAAGAUACCGACAGAUUAUCCACCCAAUAAGAAUAGAUAUGUAUAGAGUCAUGUUUGAUGCUGUUAUUUGAAUGGAACCACACCUUUUGAAACGAAACGAGCAUAAACUAGAGGGACAAUGAAGAUCAUGAAAGGAAUGAAAGCAAUUUGAGACCAAGGCACUAUUCACGCGGAAAUGGAUACUAGGCUUUUAUUUGUGCCAAUUUGGAACGGCUAUUUUUGCGUUUUCUGCUUAAUUUGCAACUGUUGAAUUGAAAGCCCUGAUCAGUGCUUUCCUUUUUUUUAUAGAAAUUAAAUGAUAACAUUAGCCUGCGUCAAAACUCCAAGAUCGUCUCAUUUUUCAGUUUCGAUCAAUUCUGAAUGUGUUAAAGCUUUCUCCAUCCAUCAGGAUGGAGCUAAACAAACACACUUUAGAGUAAAUCCAUGAAAUGCAGGGGAAGAAGAUCUAAUUUAUUGAUGUAAAUGCAAAUAGAAAAAUUGAAUGCGAUAUUUCAAAUUCAUUAGUGUCUUUUUCCAAGUACUCAAAGCGCUUUCGAUGUUGAGGCAGAAGAAUACUGUUGGUCUGUCAAUUUGAAGUCGAGAGCCACAAACAUCUUGAUUACAAUUUUAAAGCUUUGACCUACGUACAGUCCUUUAAACAGAGAUCAUGUUUUUACCUUUAUGUUUUGCAUUUUUUCAGGCCAGCUCAUCUCUCUCCUGCGAUCAGUGUUUAAGAAGGAGGAGAGGUAAAUAAUACUUAUAAAGUUGAAUAGAGAUCACAGUAAGACAAUGUUUUUGCCUCUCACAUGGGACUAUUUUUAGCGCUCGGAAAUAAACUAUCUUUGAGCUAUGUUUGGUUCUAAGCCAACAAGUGAACGAUGAUUAUCACUGAAGAGAGCGAAGAGUAAUGAAGAGAAUAAUGUACCAAAUUGACGUGGAUGAUUAAAAUUGAAAGUAUUCGAGACUGGAUUGAAACAGAUAAGAAAACUAUACAUUCAGUUAAAUCUGCUGUCUUUGGAAAUCAGUUAUAACUCACUGUUAUUCCUGAGCCAUAAAAAAGUCAGUCUAAAUUUUCUAGUGAAAGAAGCAAAAAUAUUACGUAUAUUCAAAGGAAAUGUAAUUUUUGGAUUAAAAUCCGUUUUCUUCUCUCUUUUCAGACCUCUAUCGACAUGCUAUCACUGCCUUUGUAAGACGUCGGAGGCAAUCUCUUAGUUAUGGUAAGUAUAUCUGAUUUUGUUUAACAAGUUUUCGGCUGGAACAUGGGCAUCGUUUUGGAGCGGGAAACUUGGACAGUUUGUCAUAAAAAAUUCUGGAAAUAUCACCAUGCCAAAUUUUUAAAUUCCUCUAAGGCAGGAAAAGUAUCGCUUGGUUUUCUUCAACCUUAGCCCAAGAAUAAACUGUUUUCUGUUUGGCGAAAAAGAUCUCUGGAAAGAGCUUUUUAGAGAAUUAAAUCCAGCGCAAGUCUUAUUUCGAUUAACUUGGAUCAGGAUGAAAGAGUUUUUUCUUAGUCGCAGGCUAUUUAAACCGGGUAAAAUCCAGAGGUUGCCAGCAGGCUCCCAGCAGGCCACGAGUAGCUUACGUGUAACCGUAUCCUCCCCCUCCCCCAGGGUAAAACGGAGGCGGGGGAACGUUUACGCAAACCUGACUCUAAUCGUGUUCCGUGACGUCACUCUUUUGUAAGAAAAUGUCCACUGACUUUUUAUUGGUUAACCCUUUUUGCCGAUUCUUUGUCAACUCUGAUUGGCUAGAGUUGGUGAUUUAUUUUAAUACUUUCGAACAAGAUUGUUCGGCAGGCAUUUCAUCGCCCUCACAGGAGCCCGGCCGUUCGCCUUAAAUGGUGAACAAAAAUUUUCUCCCAUCCGCAUCGCUCUUUAAUGUAUCAUGAUCCUCAAUAUACACCACUAAGACAGUUGUUUUUUUGUAGCUUAAGGUUAUCCUUUAUUUUAGACUGUGCGAGCAGGGCUGAUGACAAUUCACCCGUACCUGAAAUACAGCUUGCACCCAAUGUCACCGUAAAAUUCGGACAGUAUGAUAACACAGACGACUGGUAUGCCUACGUAUCUUGGAGUCCAAUCAAUGGUGCGUAACUGGCUUAUUGCCUGUCCUUUAUUAUUCCAAACAACGCAAACAAAAAAGCGAAAAAAGAAGAAAAAAGAAAGAAAAGGCGUUAUUAGCCUUUGCCCCUGAACACAGAGAUCCACUUAUUCCACAAGCGAAGCAGUGUAACUUUGUUAGUGGCUUUUUUAAAACAGUCAGUGAACCAGGAGAUCGCUGGCAAAAAGUGAAGUUUUCGCCAGAAGAUAAAUAUUUUCACUGAGUUAGCUAUAAGACCUCACAACGCUGUUGACAAAAUUGAGUGUUUCAUUAAAACGGUGGGCUAGAACCUACUUCUGAAUAGCAAUGGCUGAACAGUGUUUUGAUGACUGGUGUAAGUAAGAUGCGUUUCUUAAAGCUCUCUCAUUUCUUGGAGUUAAACGUAUUAUAGCGCGCAAAAGCGUAGGGAAAAUGUGGUAUUUGAAGACCGAUUGAAAAUUAUCUGAAAACUACGAGUAUGAUUUACUUCAAUAGAGAAAAUCUAUAGUUAUACGUCUGCAAUUUAUUACAAGGCACAAAAGUUCGCUUGAACCUAUUCAUACCAUGGCCUCUGAGACUUUUCAAUCCGAAACAGAUAUAUCCUUUGAAUGAUAUAUUUCUCACAGUUCCGCUCUAAACUUCAUGAAAAUAUUCGUUGUCGGAAUAAUUGCCGCACUUGUUCUAAAGUUUUAUAUUCUCUCUAAUAUUUUUUAUUAAAUUCAUAGAUCCGGCUGGUUUUUUAAAAGGCUAUUCUGUUCGCUACUCGUAUGACAUUGAUAUACUUUGUGCUAACGUGCCGAAGGUAAGAAGAGAGGUAUCAUUGCUAGCUCUAUCCAUAAGAUAUUUGAUUGAUCUGGUCGACUGGUAUAGUGUAAACAGGUAAAAUAAGUGUAUACCCUCAUACGAUUCGUAGCUAUUCCAGCAAAGACUGAAUGGAGACUAUCAGCUUGAGAAGCCUCAAGAUUUAUAUUCGCAAUUUAACAAUUGUGCAUAAAACAUCAGCCGCCCACCGCAAUUUGAGAUAUGAAAGAGUAACGUAAUCUUUCGAAAACUGUCUUCAAUUGGGAUGAACAUCGACUGCGAACGCCUUUAUUUCAAUACAAUUGAACAACCUGGAUGCGAACGCAAUACCACAGGUGCAGUUCGCAUUGUGAAAGCAGACACUCAUUAAAUACAUUGCGACAUCAGUCUUUCUUCGUUCGCGAGAGAGGUUGAGGCUUUGAUCAAAGUCAGCCAGCGAGAGACCUGAAAAGGGCCCUGCACCUCAUUAUCGGCGUUAGAGCCCAAGCAGACCUCUUGCUCAAGGCCACAAACUUUCUGGCGGCGAAAAAAAUGCUGCAGAGCUAGUAAGACUAACGAUUACAGCCUGCUAUAUACACAAUUCACACACAAAAAGAAAUCCUCAUUUGCCCUUUCUGGUAUCAAGAAUGCCUCCAAACUCUAGAGAUAUAUUGCAUGGAGAAUAGGAAAGAAAAAGGGGAGAAGUGAAGGGAGGGGGGGUGGGGGGAGGGUGCAAGACUUUUUUACGUCAUGGAUAAGCGACCAGGCCAAUAAGCAAGAUUUAAAAACAGCAGCGUGCGAGUUUUUUGUUCACUUAAUGACACUUUUUUAAUAAUUGCGUGCAUGGUAUUUUUGGCAUACUUUUCCUUUCAACCCCCAUUCGUAAUUCUCCUCACCAGCUGUCACAUCAAAAGGCAUAGUAUCAGGAAAUGAUGAAGCUUUGAUUAAGGCAAAUUUCAUGGACUUUCGUUGUACUUUUCUCCUCCUAUCAUGUUUUUAGAACCAAACGUCUGUCAGAAUAAACAUAUCUAGUUAUGGCUAUAAUCAGGGUGAGAAAAUUCACCUACUGGUAAGUUCAAGGAGUGAAAUGCAGAUUUCCUGAUGUUUUACUCUUUUUGUUUUAGUGUCGUCUUUUGCUCUCAUAUUUCUAAAUGCACUAAAAUAUGUCAUUUCACUGACUUAUUUAUAAUAUACUGAUCCAUCUAACCCUUCUUGCAUGCAUGCAAGAAUGCUUGUAUAUCAACGUGCAUGCAGAAAUGCUUGCAUGCAUUCAUCCAUCCAUUCAUUAUCCCAUUCAAUUUUUCAUUUACGAAUUAAAUUUGUUCAUCUUUUUGUCCAUCCGUUCGUUGGUCCGCUCGUUCGUCAACUCCUCAGCGCCUUCGAUAUUUUAUUCAUUCAUUUAAAUUCCCUAAUUUUUUCUACUUGAAGGUUGUAAGUAUCCCCUAUAAUACGACUGUUUUUGGGAUGCUGGUAUUCCCUGAAGAUAAAAGUAGGUUCUAUUAGAUUAAAAUAAAGAGCAUUAACUGAAUAUAGGGUCUCAAUGGAAUGAUUUACGGCUAACCGUUACAAUUUUGGCUAUUUACAGCUAACGGUUUACCCAAAAAUGAUACAAAACUAACACGCUCUACAAGGAACAGUUUUUACGGUUAGCUUUUUUCACGAUUAACGUUUAAAAUCUCCCAAUUUUACGCCUAACGGCUAAAUGUUUUUGGCUGUUUUACGGCUAACGGUUAACCCCAUUAAGACCCUCCACAUAGAGCAUAAAAUUUGGUAAAUUUUAACUGGUGAUAAGUUUUUCCUUCGAACGUGGGACAAAGAAAAAAAUUCUCCAUGAGGAAUCGGACCUCAGACUUUCGGAUUAUGUCAGACUUCACGGUGAAAUUUUGAGAUGGUCUUAACCUCCUGACAAUUUAACCCAAUUAGUGGAGGGGGAUGGCAUCCCCAUUUCAGAAUUUCCUAUUUCCUUUUAGUUGAGUAAAGCCGUUUUCUAUUUUAACACCUUAAAUCACAUACAUGUAGGAUAUUCAUUUCUGAUGAUUACACACUUGGCCUCAAGAAGGCACUUUCAGCGUUCACUUGAUCUUUAGAUCCAUCUUAAAUUUACAUUUUAGCUUCAACAUCACCACCACCAUCACAAACUAUGACAUCAGUUAGGGUAACAACGAAAUCAUCGACAGCUGCAAAAGCAUCCAUAGCCACAGAAACAUCAAAAGCAAGGACAACGACGAAAGGUGAGGUGCUGACCCUUUUAAAACAAAGAUUAUCGUUAGUUUCGUCCACCUUUUGCAUUGCUUCGUACCUCUUCCUCGUUUGUGUUCCGGAACUCUGUUAGUGUAAAGCUUGGCCUUUGUGCGAAUUAUUACUAAUAACUUCCAAAAGAACCAAUUUUUCUUUACCGACUGUGGUUGGAGGGGGGAGUUUGGAGGAUUUUGGGGAAGGAGUACAUCAUACAUCAUGGUUUUUAGGGGGUACAGAGGUGGGGGGGAGGGUCAGUCGACGCCAACAGAGUAUAAAGAGGGUACGAUUAGAAUUGACUUCUUACUAACUGCCAAAGAGGGGGGGCUAAGAGAAUAUAUAUAUAUAUGUUAUUUACCAGACGGGAGGUCCGUAUUGGGAAAAACUGUGCCCGAGGUCUUGGAUGCCGGCCUCGUAGGGCACAGUUUUCCCCAAAACGGACCGACCUUGGCUCGUGAAUAACAUUUUAAUUUUUCUAAAACCUAACAAAUGGUUGCGAUAAGAACCGCCCGCUGUGAGAGGGCUGGAUGGGGAGAACACUGCCCGCCCUCGGAACCAAUCAGAUUGCAGGAUUUGUAGAAUACCGCCCGCUCACGGACUGAGAAAAAAAUAAUAUGGGGUAUCAGGUAAAUUUUGUGGUGACACAAGCAAAAUCCCCCUGAGUUGAGUGCAUGAAGGGGUUCAGGAAAUUAUCUGCAGAUGAUAUAUUCUCCACAUUCAUGGGGAGUUGUGAUCACCUAUCUAUCACCCCUGCCCCGAACCAAACUUACCUUCAUUUUUCAGACACUUAUAAACAAAAAAAAAAUCGUCAAAUAUUCCCAAGAACUUUGAAAAACUCUAUCCGUUUUCAUAUGACAAGAAAAUACUUUAUCAUAAUAGGGCUACACAAAAACUUCUCAAAAACACUUUAAGGCAGUCCCGAGAUUUUUUUUAAAAUUUGUUAUUCCUUUUAUUAACUAGUGUUGAAAUUGAUUUAAUAAUGAAAUAAUUUUUUUCCCAGGCUCUGACAAACCCAUGAAAUAUGUGUCCAUUUCCGUCGGUGCUGUAGCUGGUGUCUUGGCUGUAGUAUUGGCUGGUGUUUUCCAUAAAAAGUUUAUUAGAAUCUGUGUAAAACGCGAGGGAUUUAACUAUGAUCGUCCACCUGGUGGUUUGUAUUUUUAUUUCAAAAAAAGAACUUUAUUAUAUUCUCUUGAGAAUACUAAUAGUAGGGAGCUUUAGCAAACCACGAUGGCGAUAGCAACGAGGACGUGGCAAAACCAGAGAUCUAAUUAGCAGAACAACAGCUCAGCGCGUGCGUUUUAAAACUGUGUACAUUUCUUAACCAUCCUCUGAAGAAAAACAACGUGAAAUCAUCAAAAUUUGCGUAGUUCGAAAAAGGAAACCCCGACGGCAAAUUAUUUAAGUUUCCAUUUGGAACUCAACGCCGCUCUCAUACGCUAUGCUGAGGUUAACUUUCGGCGCCAUAAAAGAUGGUACACACAUCCAGUCAGUCGCGAAAUUCCAACUAAAAUAUGUAUUAAUUUUUUGAAUCGACGUCUUCCUUGGUUUUGCCGUCCUAACUGCCAAAAGUUCCUAAUAUCUCUUAGAUGGGCAAAUGACUCAGUUGAUCCUCUUUGCUUUCGCGCAAACUUUGAAUUCACGUUUGGAUAAUAUAUAUCCAUAAAAAUUUAUUUCACCACUUCGAAUUUGUCCUAUUUAGUGGACUGAAACUGUUAGAUUUUCUUGAACUUUGAGGCAAUUUCAUUUUUACCAAAACGAUACCAAUGGCCGUACUAUCUUUUGAAUUUGCUCCGUGUCUCUUCAAGCCAUAAUAUGAAUUGCUUUAGGAAACAAAGAAGAGAUAGACAAUCAACAUCACAAAAACCUGAUUCCGAUCUUUUGAAAAAUUGAAGCUCCUUUCUCGAUAGUGGGUGACAUUUUUUUGCACGAUUUCCCGCCUCCGUAAAGAUCUACACGAAAUAGCUGUAAUUCCUUAGCGAAACCGUCACGAACCUAUUAAGGGGGUAACUUUCUAAAGAAAUUGUGGUGCUACGUCGUUCUGAUUGAAGCACUCUCGCUUUUGAAAUAACAUAAUGGUUAGCCUCAUAUUAAAACUCUUUUGUGCUGUGAAUGAAGCCUGCUCAAGCUUUUACCCUCAUCAGCUACACUUAAGUCUGAGAAUUUUACAGAGUUCUUUAUGAUAAAACCUCCCGCGUGUGUCUAACAAAUUUUCCUUUCGUUACUUCCAGAUAUUGAGCCUGAAAAUCAUGAGGUAUUCAUAAUUUUUAAUAGUGAUGAUAAUGAAUUGGUGAAAGAUGAGCUCCUGCCCCUCAUUGAAGGACAGCAUGGGUUCAAAUGCCGAGUCCAUUACAGAGACUUCAGAGCUGGUGGUAUUAUCUAUGACCUGAUGUCGGAUAGUAUUAGUAAAAGUUACAAAAAUGUAGUAGUUUACUCGAGGAACUUUUUGAAAAGUGGCUUUUGUGAUUUUGAACUGAAUCAAGCAAAGCAUAGACUUCUCAGAAAAAAUGACGACAGUUUGGUUAUUAUAAGAAAAGAUGACGUAGAUUUAAGAUCGCUGCCUGAAGAUCUGCAAGAAAGAAGCGUUAUCGACUAUGGCAGUAAUCAUGAAAAACCCCACUGGGAAAGAAAACUCAUCGAGUUUCUCAAGUUGCCUAACAAAAACAGACAUGAAAGCACAAAAAGUAAUGACACAGUAGUAUCCUCCAUAGACGACGUCGACCCGAUCAGAGAAGUUUUCCAAGAAACAUUUCCGAACAUGGACAGAUGACUUGUUUUACUUUCGCGUAAUGAGGCAUCAAGUUACCGUUACGAAUAUUAGUAACAUUUAGUUCUUUUUUGAAGCUUUGCGAACCUUUGACGUUUCUCAACGCAGCUAUUUAUGGCAAAUUUCAAAACAUAAAACUUGUUGGAUAUCAUGUCAACUGCACUCGAAAAUUCAAGACCCUGCCACACAGAUGAGAGACUGGCACGAGUGAGAACUCAUGCAAUUAGUAUACUCAGCACGACUUUCAAUUUUCAAACUCCAAGCGAAGGUGCUAAGUGGAUAACAUAUCGAUACAUUUCUCUCAGUGACACACAGCUGGAACACAAUCGUAGUUAAAGUAGUGACAGUACCGAUAAUCAGUGGCUGUUUUAGUAUUAUGAGGGUCAAAUUUGUAGACGAUCCCACGUCACUAUUUACUGUUUGUGCCCAUUUAUAAAAAUAUUCUACAUUUUAAUCAGUUCUCUCCUCUCUUAACCUCAAAUUUGUCAAUGAUAAGAUUUAUAAGUAAUUGGUCUUUGAUAGGAUUUAUAAGUAAUUGGUCAUUGAAUAGAUUUAUAAGUAAUUGGUCUUUGUGUUUGACAGUUUUGGAUAAUCAUAAUUCUCUCAAUCGGCCAGAGAUCAAGACAAUUGCAUUAUCAUUAACCAUCAUUACUGUACAUUCGUCUGGAACAAGCGAUACUACCUUUUCAUUUUUUCGUUCUACUAUCACUGCAAUUGUAAUUACCAAAAAGCUAUCGUAAAGAUUCCGUACAUGGCGCAAAGCCACUUUCAAAAGGGCUGCAUCACGAAGCAACAAGUCGGAAAGACAAAUUGGAAAAAUUUGUGGAACAUAACAGAAUUUUUUUUAUGUGUCUUAUAGCUCUCAAAGCUAUGCAUUGUAAAUAGUACAGAGUGCUUUGUCUUAAAAUAAAAUCAUCAACCCUACAAGAAUCUUUCUGUAUCGUAACUGUUCGUAAG